AUGAAUACUAGUUGUGAAGAUAUGCUAAAUGUCGCCACUUACAAACCACUGUCUAUAUCUUUGCUGAUUUUAUCAACUAUUUCUACAAUUGCAGUUCCUAUGCUUAUUUUCUUGAUCAGAAAAAUAAUAUUCAACUCAUUAUAUCACAUUAAUACUCGAGUUAUAAUAGUUGCUCAUUGUAUUAUUUUACUAGGACAUCUUAUAAAUCGUAUAUUUUUACAUGCAUCAGAUUUAUAUCGAUUUUUAAUAAUCUACCCUGAUGUAGAAUCUGCUUGUGAUAUUUUAUUGAAUAGCACAAAUUGUUUUUUCUAUCGAAUGAUUUUUAAUUAUGGAAUUUGGUUUAGUGGAACUACUGCACCGUGUAUUAUUGUUGAGAGAUUUAUUGCGACUAAAACACCGAUUAGUUAUCAUAAAAAUCGAAUAACUGGAAUUAUUUUAGUGUUUGUUCAGUUUUUCGGAUGUAUUGGAUUAUCAUUUAUGACAUAUUAUGGUUAUGUUUUUGGCCAACAAAAACUGUAUUGCAUGACAGCGAAACCAAGUUAGUUUCAUUUCUCUUAUAAAAUUUGGAUUUAAGAAAAAAAAAACAAUUUUCAGAUCGAGAUUUGAUAAAUACGCUGCCUUUCGUUGCAAUCAUCAUCCUACAAAUUUUUUCAUUUAUAAACUUAUAUGUUUUGAAAAAAUACAAUAUUCAUAUGAAAAAAAUGUUGGAAAGAGGAAAGUUAACAAGGCGCUAUCAAAUUGAGGAAACCUUGAGAUCUUUGAAGACUUUAACUCUACCCAUUCAAACUAUGUUCAUAAGUCAAAUGCUAUUCACAACUAAUACAUUUUAUUUUCAAAGAUAUUAUGCGGCCGAAAUAUCGACAGAAUUGUUUUUCACGCUUUCUGAAUCGAUUGUUCUCCUUCCGGAAUAUACUAUUAUUUUUGUUUUUACUUUUGUUAAAAUUGAGAAUCGGAUCAAUAUUGAGAGAAUCACCAAUUUAAAUGAGAGAAUUAAUGUUAAAACUGAUGCGUAUUUUGAGCAGUAUAAAAAUCAUUGGUGA
This is a messenger RNA of Caenorhabditis angaria, 1040 nucleotides long. NCBI's taxonomy places the organism in Eukaryota, Metazoa, Nematoda, Chromadorea, Rhabditida, Rhabditidae. The record is from the annotation of a GenBank genome assembly.